Salvia hispanica is the source of this 1425-nucleotide messenger RNA. RefSeq names its product dnaJ protein ERDJ3B. Gene Ontology annotation, biological process: protein folding. The record is from RefSeq and is a predicted model, not a curated record. NCBI's taxonomy places the organism in Eukaryota, Viridiplantae, Streptophyta, Magnoliopsida, Lamiales, Lamiaceae.
UUCCCUUCCACGGUUCAGCUUCUCUCUGUCAGUCGCAAAGAGAGAAAUCUCUCGUCGGUGUUCGAUUUCUUGCGCAUUCGCUCAUUCGUUUACAAUCGAGUACUGAUUCCAGAUACUCGGCAAUUUCUGUAAGCUGGCGUGAAGAUCCGUUUAGAAGCCCUAGCUUUUCCGCAUUCGCAAUUUUUUAUUUCUGUGCCUGCUGUCAUGGCGCAUCGGAGAUCAAAGUUAUUGCUGUUUGUAUGCUACGCGUUAUACUGCCUGAUCGCUGUUGCAGCGAAGAGCUACUAUGAUGUUCUCCAAGUUCCGAAAGGCGCCUCGGAUGACCAAAUAAAGCGUGCGUAUCGGAAGCUCGCGUUGAAGUAUCAUCCGGACAAAAAUCAAGGGAAUGAGGAGGCGAACAAGAGAUUUGCGGAAAUUAACAAUGCUUAUGAAGUUUUAUCGGAUAGCGAAAAGAGAGGUAUAUAUGAUAGAUACGGUGAGGAAGGUCUCAAGCAGCAUGCGGCUAGUGGUGGGAGAGGAGGAGGUGGCGGUAUGAACAUUCAAGAUAUAUUUAGCUCUUUCUUUGGUGGAGGUCCCGCUGAAGAGGAAGAGAGGGUUGUCAAAGGUGAUGAUGUUAUUGUUGAUUUGGACGCCACACUUGAAGACCUGUAUAUGGGGGGUACUUUGAAGGUUUGGAGGGUGAAAAACGUAAUAAAACCAGCCCCAGGGAAGAGGCGCUGCAACUGUAGAAAUGAGGUUUACCACAAACAAAUUGGUCCUGGGAUGUUUCAGCAGAUGACGGAGCAGGUAUGUGAACAGUGCCCAAAUGUGAAGUAUGAAAGGGAAGGUGAUUUUAUCACCGUGGAUAUUGAGAAAGGAAUGCAGGAUGGACAGGAAGUGCUGUUCUAUGAAGAAGGUGAACCAAUAAUUGAUGGUGAAGCAGGAGAUCUUAAGUUUCGUGUACGUACUGCACCCCAUGACCGCUUCAGAAGGGAAGGCAAUGAUCUGCAUACAACAGUCACCAUUACUUUGGUUCAAGCCCUUGUUGGUUUUGAGAAGACUGUUAAACACCUCGACGAGCAUUUAGUGGACAUCAGCUCCAAGGGAAUCACAAAACCGAAGCAAGUGAGGAAGUUUAAAGGGGAAGGCAUGCCGUUACAUUUCAGUAACAAGAAGGGUGAUUUAUACGUGGCCUUCGAGGUUAUUUUCCCGACAUCAUUGACGGAGGAGCAGAAGACAAAGAUCAAGGAAAUACUACCCUAGCUAUAACAUUUUAUUUUGUAGCAAGAUUUGAGUUUUACAUAAUCUUUAGCUGUUGGAACAUUUUUAUGCUCUUCACAAUUUUGUUAAAAUUGUAGAGAUCCUUUGUGAAGGGAGAGAUGUAACCAUUCAGAUUCUUUCUUCCUCGUACUAUCGAAAACUCAACUCCCACAUUUGGUCGUUCCA